AUGGCGCCGCAAGACUGGAUCCUAUGGUCGUACGCGAGAUACUUGAAGAAGCUGUGUCCCAGGAACUUCAACUCUGCCAAAGAGGCGUACGCGAGGCUACAGCAGAUUAAGAUGAUCCUGGCCAACAAGGGGGCUGACUUCAUGGUGCCGUGCGGCAAAGCGAACGGGAAGGGCUGCGAGGUGCUGACACAUCUGAGCGGGUGGAACGACAUACUAGCUGCGAUUCAAGUACAGAUGAAAGAAAGGGUCGCCACCGGAGAGCUAGAACUUUCCUUUCCUAUAAAGAGUUUCGACCACCAGGAAACGAAGAAGCGGAUUCAACGCGCGGUAGUACUUCUGCACUGGCUAUUCGUCAAGCACGCCUGCGUGACGAAGAUCGAAUUGGACUGCUUGGGUCAGUUCAAUGACGUAGAGUGGUUCGCCCUUUUUUGCGACGGCAUCAGCGAGUGCCGGCGCCUGAAGACCUUGAAGAUGAACGCAGACAUCGGCAAAGCCGUCUGCUACCAACAGAUGCUGACUGCGUGCGGUUGCCUGCGGCACAUCGAGGAGCUGAGUUUUGAGCGCAUCUGCGCCGACAACCAAGCAGAAAACGUAGUCACCCUGGAGGCCGUGAUUAUGAGGAACACCAAGCUCAGGCGCUUUGAAGUCGGAGAGUUCGCCGCCAUGCCCCAAGGCCUGUCACCAAUUUUACGAGCGCUGGCACUUAGUCCUAAUAUAAGCCGUCUCUCGCUUGACGUCACACUCGUGAAAGCGGAGGACGCGAGCCUCUUCUUGCAGAUGUUGAACGGUAACAACGUGCUUAAGUCGUUGCGCCUAGAGGGUUCCGCCUCGCAGAAAUACCUGACCGUGAACAGCAUCGCAUCAGCGCUGGCGAACGCAAGGGCACUGGUAGAGUUGGAGCUGGUUGGCUUUCGUAUGCACACACACGAUGCGUGGGUUCUGGCAAUGUCAUUGGUCCGUAGCCAGACUGUGCAGCAUCUCGACCUCCUCUACUGCAUGCCAGUUUUUUCGUUUCCCACCAGCGAGUCGUGUGCAAAAACUAACGGCUCGCGGAGACGCAUCUCUAGCCGUAUUGAGCCUUACGUUCACAUUCUGCAAAAACUGCACUCGUUACGGACGCUUUCGCUCGACCUGCUUCGUUUCGCCCAAGAAGACCAGCGGGCAUUCUUCGAGGGGCUCGCUGCACAGCACUUCCUCCCCCACGUGUUCGUGACUCCACCAUAUAGAAGAUACCCCAGCGAGCUAGCCCGCAUUGCCCAGGAAGCAGGCACGGCCAGCCGGGUCCGCACGAGCGUCGUUAUGACGGACGAGGCAAACUUUGUUGACAUACCCAGGGGGUCUCCUGUCCACGAGGUCAUACUCGAAGCCUGCGCCGGCACUCAGAUCGACGAGAAACCGGCGCUCAUCAGAUGUUGCGCUGACCUGAGAACGCUCGAUCACGUGACGAAGUUGACUUUGGCCGUAACAGGAAGCAUUCAUCUCAGCUCAGCUGAACCGCUGGCGAUUUACCUGAAAACCACAAAGUCUCUCAAGGCAGUCACGCUGAGCUUCCGUGCGUGCAAGGGAUCAACUAUGCUUCUGCUAGAUGGCAUCGCACGAAACACUAGCAUCACGAGCCUAGGUGUGGAGAAGUGGUGCCUGAGCAGACGCACCGCGGUAUUGCUCGCGGACGUUGUCAGUUCUAGCAAGACGAUCCACACUCUCACCUACAAUCGGGAUAGCGCGGUUCCCGCAAAGGCGUUCUUUUCGCGUCUCUGCAAGUCGAUUGACAGCAACUUCACCAUCGUGUCGGUGGACACUUUCGAGCGCCGAAUUGACGCCAAGAACUGGGCGCUCAUCCAGAAAGCAGCGACGCGCAACGCCACCCUCCUGGAGCGGGCAGCGCGACUUGUUGCUGGCCUCUGCUCUGACAAGGCUGACGCCGAAGCUCUCGAGUUGGUGGCUUCAAGUCCUCUGCUGUUGCCGCGAGUGCAGGAACUGAUGUCCGUAUGCGAGUUGCAAGCCUCCAGGAGGAUGCGAGAGACAGUCAUCAAUCUGAAGGAGCUGGACGGCUUCAUGAGCAUCGCCGGCGUCGUCAGGGAGAGCGUCGUCUGCGAGGAGAACAGCGACGGUCGUCCCCGCCUGGACACAAUACCUCUGGACUGCUGGCUGGCCAUUCGCCGGUACCUGAGCGUCGCGGAUGUGGUGUACACCGGGCCCGAAAGGCGCUAGAAACUCUUGUUUUGCGUUUUAGAUAGUACGAAACAGAGGAGACGCAGUGUUGAGCGAAAAGUGAUUUUUCUCGUGAAAAGAAACUAAACGCACCAGGUGGUAUUGGUGCUCAUUUUUUUUUUUUUUCUAAAGGUGAAAAUACACCACAACUCUACUGCCUGAGGCAGAUUUCCCGAGAAAGUGAACAUAAUUCACACGAAAAAUUUAGCAAACGCGCUGCUAAUUUAGCAACGCUCUUGUUUUAUUCUGUAAAAAAAACUGAAGAAUUUGUGAAUAAAGAGUGUUUCAUAAUGAACUUGCAACUAAUCACAUUAAGGCACACCCUGCGACUCAGGAAUUGAUGCCGGUGAGUUCUCAUAGCCAUGUCCAUCCGGAACUUAUUUUGAGAGAACCACCUCUUUUGAGAUAAAGUUAUAAAGUUGCGGCAAAAUCCAGUGUUCCAUGUGCAUUAAAAAAAAACGCCUCAUCACCGCAGGACAAAUUCAUAUGGAACACUGGUGCGUUUUGUCACACAAUUUGGGAUUGCAGCCCCCCCCCCCCCCCCAUCUCGCAACUGAUUCCAGCUACUGAAUUCUUUCUAGGUGGAUAUUCCUUGCAAACUAAGCGGAUCCAAUUCGUAGGCUGCAACAUGUGCCCUAAAGUGAUUAGUUACAUUCUUAUUUAGCGAGAUUGGUGCACCAGCAUGAGGACUUCUCGUGCAAGAAAUACCAGCCCCUUCGAGCAAUCCAUCUCAAGUAGAAUUUUGAUCUUUGCGACAGGGUAUCUUAAAAAUGUUCGUACGGAUUAAAAAAAAAGAAGAACACGUGGUAUAUGCACUCCAGAAACAAUAUUCCCAGCUUUGUGCUUUGUGUAAGCGUCUUGUUUUUCUCCAUCGGCAAUGCGCACUCUCUUGUUCAGUAAACAAAAUCAUUUGAUUGUCAGCCCUGUGCAUCGUUGUUUCUUUAUUCCGUCUCGUCUGUGCUGUGUUCUUUAAAUGUGCAGAAUCGCCAAACCCUAACUUUUCUGCACCUCUAUUCUCACUAUGGGGCAUCAACACUAUCACCUCAUCUUUCGCAAGCCUCUCCUCGUGCCCUUGGUACCUUAUUUAUU
Dermacentor andersoni is the source of this 3300-nucleotide messenger RNA. RefSeq lists its product as uncharacterized. The record is from RefSeq and is a predicted model, not a curated record. Lineage: Eukaryota; Metazoa; Arthropoda; Arachnida; Ixodida; Ixodidae.